ACAAAUUAGGGUUUUAGCUCAUCAACCGAAACCAAAAUUCGUCCGAUUGAGCACUUCAGAAAUAAAUUAUUUUCACUUUUCCCCCAAAAUCUUUUGAAUCGAUGGAAGAUAAAGGCGCAAUCACGAACCCUAAAAGCACACAAGAUCUAGCAAUGGAUGGUCAGAAGCAUUUGGAAGACACAAUCGAAGCAGCUUUCCAAAUCCUCUGUUCCAUGAACGACGAGCUCUGCAACCCAGCCCUGUGGUCCACAACUGCUUCUUCUACUGCUGCUACUACCACUUCUACUAAUGCUACUAGCUCUGCUGUGAGCAAUGGACAUCACCAUGCUUCUCACUCCUCAAACGGCGACGUUUCGUCUGAUUCUUCGCACCACUUCGAGAUGGGCGGUGGAGCUCUCGACGAGGCUCGUCUCCGCUACAAGUCUUCCAUUGCAGCUCUCCGAGCGGUUAUCAGUGCGAUUCCCAAUUCUCAGAAGGUAAAAGCAUACGAAAUAGGCCCAGCAACAAGCAGUUCUUCAGUGGAUCAUGCUGAAAUUGAGAAGCUGGAAGAGCGAGCCUCUGCUUUAAGAAAGGUAUUUCUUAAUUUCUUUUCCUUCUUCAAUAAAAAAGAUACAUGUGGUAAAUCUUAUGGCUUCUAGGUUCUACAGUUUGGUAUUUUCCUGACUUGGAAUUGUCGGAAGAUGUUGCUUUUUGAGUUUUGGAUGGUGGAGCAUUGGGGUUUACAUGUGGUUUGAAAAAUAUUGCCCCUCCUUUUGAGGGGUAGUACCAUAGUAGUGCUGCUGUUCGAGCUGAGAUAGACUACAAGAAGAGGGAGAAAAAAAAGAAGGAAAAGAUGAGAAGGAAAACCUUCAACGGAGCUCACAAAUCGAAACGAUUAUCUCAAAGUUCUUAUUGAUCAGCUUCGCGACCUCAUAACCGACAUAUCAACAUGGCAAAGUCCUUGUUCUGUUUGAGGUUCAGAUGUCUUUAAUGAU
Molecule: messenger RNA, 974 nt
Organism: Ilex paraguariensis (yerba mate)
Lineage: Eukaryota; Viridiplantae; Streptophyta; Magnoliopsida; Aquifoliales; Aquifoliaceae
Source: the annotation of a GenBank genome assembly